This is a messenger RNA of Pisolithus orientalis, 340 nucleotides long. RefSeq lists its product as uncharacterized. The transcript has a single exon. NCBI's taxonomy places the organism in Eukaryota, Fungi, Basidiomycota, Agaricomycetes, Boletales, Pisolithaceae. Bases 86 to 319 code for a protein of 77 amino acids. The record is from RefSeq and is a predicted model, not a curated record.
CUGUUUUCAUAUUCAGAGGGUGGUGAGGCAACUUUGGGUAUAGCUUUGGAUUGGGUGGUCUAAAUAGCGUGGUUCAUGUCUAUCCAUGUAUGUCUAUGGGUUUCCUACCAUCUGCCGUAGUUUGGUGUUGAUCCCCUCAGCUGUUAUCGUUCGAGGGUCUCCCCUCUCUCUCCCCCAGCUGAUACUUCACAGGUGCGUGCACAAUAGCUUGCGCAUUUCACCAUCCUACCUCCCGCUUUUUCAGAAUAUGGUACCACUCAAUGAGACCUUUCAAAUAGCUGUAGUUUAUGUGCUUUAUUUUUGUUGUUUUCCUUUUUGACUUAUGACUACUGUGUUUUUG